UCGAGUCACCGUGGAGAAGGUAAACUAACCACAGAAACUUCCGUCCUUCCCGCCAUGUAAUGGAACCGAGCAGGCCGCCGAUCUGUCGGUACCGAUACCCGGUGCUUCGUGGAUUGGAGCGGUACCGCGAGCGGGACCGACAAGCUGGUACUGACUCCGAGUUGCCUCGUCCGUCCCCGAGAACAUGAAGCUUCUGCUUUCACUUCAGCUGUCUGCACUUUCUGACACGCUUCUCUAAUUCCACCACCUGGAACUGCUCUGGAACUGGAUCGGAGCCGAAACACGUCAGGACUGUGCCCUGGUAUCUUUUUAAUGGCUCCUUUUGGACAACCUGAAGAUGGAGGACUAAGGCUGCGCCCACUGGGCAGGUAGUCCCACUGACCCCGUCCCUCCGUCGCCAUGUUGGCGCUCUGCUCCCUGCAAAUGUUUUUAUUGACGCUGGGAGUUGUUGUGGUCCUCUUUAGCGACCGGCCACGCCUUCUCAAGGACACGUGCACUGUGAAUGUGGAGCGAUGCAGAAGUGAAAGAUGGCUUUUGGUGUGAGACAGUGACCUCAUGCAGUGUGACAUCACUGUUGGGGGUGUGGCCUGAAGAGCUGAACCUGCAGGUGUGUUAAUCUUGCCGGAAAGCGCCGGAAUUGCUGUCUACCACACCUCCACCGACCCCCUCCCCACCCACCGUCUACCGGUAAGCUGCACUGCCAUCUGUCAGCGCUGCGUCUCAUUGGCUGAGGCGACAGGCUCCGGCGGGACGUGAUUGGCUGGCACGCCGCCCAGAAGAAAGAGGCGGAGUCAAGCUGAUUGAUAAAGGGGGAAGAGGAGGAGGAGCUGAGGCGCGAUGAGUUGACGGCUCGCACACAACAAGUGUUCAGCGUGAGCGAGAGAGGAAGAGGGGGUUACCACGGCAACUCAGAGGACACCACAGUAGAGGACAAACAGAUUGAAGAAAUGACUGCACAACAGCCGUGGUGCACCAGUCGCACCUCAGCAAAGAAACAUAAUCGAAGGUCCUGACAAAUAAAGAGCUGGGUUGGACAUUUGGUUGGCAAAGGGCCAAAAUGUCCCAGGCAGGCAAAGUCCUCCACCUAUAUGUUGAGGUGAGGUCUGUGGCCGAAGAUGGUGGAAGAAUUCCUGGAAUUGGAAAUGAUGGGAACCUGAACCUUCAGUGCCCAGAUGUUCUCCCCCACUCUCAGAGGAGCUCCGUACAGUCCAGCCCCAACUGGAGUCCAGACCCUUCCCCGCUCACCCAGCGCAGAAUGCUGGAUGGACGCCAUGGCUCGCCUCACUCUAACUCGUCCUCCAGGCACUCGGUCAGCUCUCAGGGCCAGCACCCUGAUGCCACAGAUUCCUCCGCUCACUUCCACCAGGAAGACAUUUUACCCAACAGUUUUGAAGACUUGCUUCAGGUGCUCACAUGUGCGGCCAGCAGUUCAGGGCAUCAUUGCUCACCAGCACUCACGUCUUCAUCGCAUGUAUAUCCCUACCAGAGACGAGAGGUUACCAACCCUUCUACCUCUUUCGGGAAGCUGACUGCACCUUCCACACCCACUUGCGGUCAGAGGUCCUGUGAGGUCCUGGAGUCAGAGGGACAAGAAAGCAAGACAUCUGUGGUGACCUUUGGCUAUGUCGAGAAAGCAAAUGUUCACAUGAUGGGCGACCGUUGUCCUUCUUUUUGCCAAAGUGAGUCCAGCAGUAACCAAAGGGAGCAGCAGUUUGUGCCCGCCCACCUUAGGAAGAGGUUAAGUGAUCCAUUAGGAUUCAGUGGUCACACAGGAAAGGGUGGACUUCGCUCAUCUGCCAAUAAUAGCCCACAGGGCUCACCUUUCCUGCACAGAGAGGUGGUAGCAAGAGAUGCCACCCACAGGGCCUUGGAGGAGUUUGGCUCGCCAGAACUAAGGCGUCGCUUUUCAGGUCGUAGCCAAGAGAACUGCAGCCCAACCCUCCCGCGAAACUAUCUCUCACCUGUCUGUCGCUCGUGGGCAGGGUCACCUGUCCAGCCACGCAGUACCUUCACCUUACCAUCCAAUUCUCAACUACGAGAUCUCGACAGGGGAGUCUGCCAGAACCCCAUGAAUGGAUUUCCAAGAAGCCCGGCAUCUGAUCAGCUGUGUGCCCACACUGGCUUUUCAUCCCACACAGUGGCUCCAACUUCAGUACUUCAUUCUCGCAACCAUCCCCAGAACCUACAAUCAUCCUGGCUGGGGGACAACAGUCCAGCAACCAGCCCUCCCUGCAGAUUUCACCCUCCGUUACCUGCUGGAAGACCCACAGAUAUUCUACAUGAAGUGCCAAGGAGCAGACCCAGUCAUGAGACCACAACCGCUAAUAGCGGUAGACGCGCCUCCGCCUUCACGACUGCUUAUGUUUUUUCAGCACGACAAACUACUUCUCCAACACCUUCCCAGACCGAGUCACUGAGGUCAGUUAGUCUGAAUACGGGAGGGUCAGUUAGUCCAAAUACUGACUGCUCAGUCAGUCCCAAUAUUAGCGGGUCAAUUAGUCCAAAUACUGGAGGCUCAGUCAGUCCAAAUAUCGGAGGGUCAUUCCUUAGAAAAUCCCAAGCAUAUUCUGGGCUUCAUGAGGAGCUCUACCCUGAGCUAGUACAGGUGGACAAACAGAGUCAGAGAUUGAAAAGAGACAAAUGCAAAUCUCAAAUUCAACCAGGACGUGUUUCACCUGUCUUAGCUCAGCUCAGCUUACCUGUGAGGUCUCAUUCACGCAAGGAACAAAGUUCAAAAGACAAUCGGCACAUGUCCUUCCCACUCCAACACCAGCAGGAGACACAGUCUGAUGGAGACCACACAUCUACAUGCUUGGAUCACAAGAAACUUGAUGGCCCACACAGCCUUAAUAGCUCAGAACUCAUUAAAAGACCCAUCUCCUCCCAAACAUCUGAGGCUUCAGCUGUGAGCUGUACCUCUUCACACCAGGAACUGAGGAACACCGGUCCGAGCAAAGACAGGCUGAAAAGCUGUAAGCUUGACAAAUCCAGACGGUUUGAUUCUAGACCCAAAGAGUGUUCCAGAAAGCAUGACGACCAGGCCGUACAGGAGCACAGCAAAUUGGUGGGGGGUCCGUCCAAGACAUGGCAAGAGGACGUUCAGGAUCACAGCAAGUCCGACGGAAGUUCAGCCGUGAGUCCGUCUUCAAGAUCGCAAAAAAUUGCCCAAGCGAAGUGGGAUUUCCUGUUUGGACAGCAGAGCCUCGCAGAAGCUCGCAGCAAUAAAGGUGCUGCGUCGGCCACGCCCCCUCCUUGCCCGAGCCCUCCCCCCUCUGUCCAUCCCAAGCCAGCCGAUCACAGGAGGGGGAGGGCCGACCAGGCUCACAGGUCAUCGCACCAAAAGGUUCGGAAGAUCGAGGUGGAGCUGGUCUCCUCAGACCCCAGAAGCUCCUCCCCCAAGACGGGUGUCAUACGGCGAACCAUCAAAUACUCUGAGACGGAUCUAGACGCCGUGCCGCUGCGCUGCUACCGGGAAACUGACCUGGACGAGGUGAUGCGAGCGGAGGCGGACGCCGCCGCUGAGGUGGAUUCAGCCUUUGGGAGUCGUCGCAGUGUCCAAGGAAACUCGAGCCAAAGUCUCGCCGAAGCUUCUCCGAAGGAGGAUGAGGAGGACGAGGUGGCGGGCUGGGCCAGUGUCCGCUUGCAGGGAGAACGCCAGAGAAAGAGAUCAACCGAGGACGAGGCUUUCGGUCUCUUGCUGAAGGGGAACUCUGAGGUCAAGUCUCCGGUGGCUGUGGGCGUCCCCCGCCAGCACUCCGACAGCAACCUGGACUCUUUCAGUCGCCAUUUUGAAAGCAUCAUGGAGUCUCACCGGGCCAAAGGAACCUCAUACAGCAGUCUAGACAGCGUCGACCUCCUGACGACUGGAUCGACGUCUGUGUUCACCUUUGACCUGCCCACGCUCACGCCCGAGAUCCAGAGCCAGAUCUGCGAGAGUGCCAAGAAUAUCAUCCAGCUCAGUUUUGCUCCCUUGGCUCGUCCGGACCCGUCCGAGAUGUCUCGCUCCGAAAUCAGCCUCAACAUGGCGGGGGCCGAGAUGCGUGGCGGCACCAAAGACGACUACGCUCCUCCUGUCCGGACCGGGUCGGACCAAGAGCCGUGGCGGCGCUCUAUCCUCAAAGAUGGCUUCCACAAAGCCAGCUCGGUACCGUCGCUCCACUGCACUCCAAGAGAACGUGCGGUCAACCACCCCCCCGAGCUGCUCUACCCGCAGGCCGACGUGGCCGAGCGACUGGCGCACGGUGGCGGCGACGACGUGCUGGCAAACGGCGCCAAGGCUGACCUACAGGCCGCCAAACGCCUCGCCAAGCACCUGUACCACCUGGACGGCUUCAGAAAGUCUGACGUGGCUCGACAUCUCAGCAAGAAUAAUGAGUUCAGUCGUAUGGUGUCUGAAGAAUAUCUCAGCAACUUUGACUUCCACAGACUGACUAUGGACCAGGCCCUCAGAACCUUCCUGGCCAAGUUCCCCCUGAUGGGAGAAACUCAGGAGCGCGAGCGAGUGCUGGCUCACUUCUCCAGACGCUACGUGCGCUGCAACCCAGACGGCGACACCACGGAAGACAGCGUCCACACUCUCACAUGUGCAGUGAUGCUGCUCAACACUGAUCUCCAUGGCAACAAUGUCGGCAAGAGGAUGUCCUGCAGUCAGUUUGUGUCCAACCUGGAAGGCCUCAAUGAGGGAAAAGAUUUCUCCAAAGACCUGCUGAAGACGUUGUACGCGUCCAUCAAGAACGACAAGCUACAGUGGACCAUCGAUGAGGAGGAGUUGAGGAAGUCCAUGUCCGAGUUGGUCGACGGUCGAACAGACUCCGCCUCCCACACCAUGAAGCGAAUCGGACGUGGCGGGAACCACCUGGUGGGUGUGGCCCAGCAGGCGGAUGGCGAGCUCUACAAGAGCGGCUUCCUGGUCCGCAAAGUCCACGCAGACCCAGACGGAAAGAGAACGCCACGUGGGAAGCGGGGGUGGAAGUCUUUCUACGCCACCUUGAAGGGUCGAGUGCUCUACCUGCAGAAGGACGAGUACCGUGGCGAGCGGCAGCUGACGGAGGAGGAGGUGAAGAACGCCGUGUCCGUGCACCACUCCCUCGCCCUGAGGGCCGCCGACUACAGCAAACGCCCCAACGUCUUCUACCUGCGCACGGCCGACUGGCGGGUGUUUUUGCUGCAGGCGCCGGACGCCGAGCAUAUGCAGUCGUGGAUCACGCGCAUCAACGCCGUGGCGGCCAUGUUCUCUGCACCCCCGUUCCCGGCGGCCAUCGGCUCUCGAAAGAGAUUCAGCCGUCCGCUGCUCCCGGGGUCCGACUCCAAGCUGUCGCAGGAAGAGCAGGUGAAAUCCCACGAGGGUCGCUUCAGGGCCGCGUCCGCCGAGCUGGAUGAUCUCUUGACCUCCAUGGCCGAGCACAAGGUGAAAGGUCGCGAGCUGGACGAGCAGAAGCUGCGGCGGGAGUACUUGGAGUUUGAGAAAACCCGUUACGGUACGUACGCCAUGCUGCUGAGGGCCAAAAUGUCCGCCGGCGCCGACGGCGACCUGUCGGCUUUCGAGGCGCGGCUCCUGGAGGACGGCCGCAACAGCCUGCAGAGGGCGCGCUCCAGCCCCACGCUGCCGCAGGAAGCGGGCGACGACAGCGCCGCGCCACACUCGCCCAGCAGAGACAAAGGAGGAAGCGUGAAGGCGAAGGCGAAGGCGAAGGCGUAAGCCCGUGCAGGGAAGCGUCGCUCGGACCUUCACAAUAAAAGUCUCAUCUCUUUCUAGCCAUUUGUGACAGGAAGCCGCUCUGCUUCUCCUAGCGACACUCGGCGAGCAGGUCGCCAUGACAACCGCUUAAGAUGGCCGGCGCCGCGUGGGGACUGUUGUCAUGGCGACGCCGGGAGGUUGUCGCGACCGGGCAAAAUAAACAAUGCGACCGCCGCGCCGCUUCGCCGUCAUCCUGAGGUGCGUUCUUUGGUCACGUGACACGCACACACCUCCUCUUGUCCCCUGCAGGACAGGAAGUGAACUGCACCUUAGCACAUUUUAUUCAGGACAACAAGCCAAGAAUGUCACUUUAACGGAAAAAGAAAGCCCAAACAAAUGUUGAGUUCAACAAGACAAAUAUAAUAAUAUUAAUAAAAUAGGAGCAUUUUCAUAA
Molecule: messenger RNA, 6131 nt
Organism: Nerophis lumbriciformis (worm pipefish)
Lineage: Eukaryota; Metazoa; Chordata; Actinopteri; Syngnathiformes; Syngnathidae
Gene: psda
Product: pleckstrin and Sec7 domain containing a
Biological process (GO): regulation of ARF protein signal transduction
Molecular function (GO): phospholipid binding; protein binding; guanyl-nucleotide exchange factor activity
Source: RefSeq, a predicted model, not a curated record